GCAUUAGCGCCCCCCCCCUCUCGCUCUAAAAAUCAGUUCGAACUAACGUUUCCCCCCCGCCCCCGAGAAUCGUUGUUUUGGUUGACAAUGUUGCGAGGUUUAGGCUCUUGGCUGGGUUUGGAGAACCCGGCGGACGCCAACACGUUGGCUGACACGGAGGAGGAGCAGAAGCAGGAGGAAAAAGUGGUGGAAGCUCAAAACGAGGUAAACAAACAGCAAGCAGCAGCUGAUGGCCACCAUGAAGAAGAAGAAAAAGAUGACGUGGAGAGCGAACAGGAGCUCAAUAAAGGACUUGGCGACUUCAUCUUCAGUUUUGCGUCCAGCGCAACCAAGAAGAUCUCAGAGUCCAUGGUAGUGACUGCACAAAGCAUUAAGAAGAGCGUCGAGGAGGGAAAGAUCGAUGGAAUUAUCGACAAGACAUUCCUAGGAGACUUCCAGAAGGAGCAAGAGAAGUUUGUCAAGGAAAAGAAGUCCAAAAGAUCAGAAGCAGCAGUGCCUCCCUGGGUGGGCUACAAUGAGGAGGAGACUAUCCAGCAGCAAAUCCUCGCCCUCUCAGCUGACAAGCGUAAUUUCCUGCGUGACCCUCCAGCUGGCGUGCAGUUCCACUUCGACAUGGAGCAAAUGUUUCCUCUGGCUGCUGUCAUGCUGGAGGAGGACCAACUUCUCAACCGCAUGCGCUUUGACCUGGUGCCCAAACAUGUGAAGGAGGAAGUGUUCUGGAGGAACUACUUCUACCGCGUGUCACUCAUCAAGCAGUCGGCGCAGCUGACUGCGCUGGCGGCCCAGCAGCAGGAGCAGCAGCAGAAGAAGGGUGACGAUGGCGUCUCAUCCAAUGAUGUCGUCUUAUCGGACAACGUCAGGCCCAAAACACCGCCUGUUUCCAUCAGCGACAAGCAGAAGCCCACUCUGGAGGAAGACUUUUCAAUCUCCACCAGUCCCGGCGUCGGCGAAUUUGUGAGUGACGCCUUCGACUCGGCGGCCAUCGAUCGCGAGGACUUGCAGAAGGGAAUGGAGCAGCUGGUGCUCGACAAGAAGGACAGCGCCCCCUCUGCUGACGAGGAGCAGUCAGACUGGGAGAAAGAGCUCCAGCAGGAGCUCCAGGAAUACGAGGUGGUGGCCGAGUCAGACAACAGAGACGAGCAGUGGGACCAGGAAAUCGAAAAGAUGCUACAGGCGCACGACGCCUAAAGCAUGCCACGGUACAGCCGCCACUCUUUUUCAAAUGGACACUUAAAUGUAAACAUUCAAUGGAUGAAGGACAAGUUGAGAUUUUAUACAAAGAGCGCCUGUUGUCACCUCUGAUGGGAAAUUUAUUGUAAUGAGAGAGAGAUGGCGCUAAGGGGCGCUCCAGUGUAAAUAAUCUCAACUGGAUCGCAUCACAGAUUAAACUUUUUUUCUUCUUUUCCUUUCCACGUAUCUUGUACAGUCAGAACACUUUAUUAGCUAUCUAACAGAUGCUUCAAAUGUAAAAUUGAAAUAUGUGAAUAAAAACACUUAAAAUCC
Molecule: messenger RNA, 1503 nt
Organism: Phyllopteryx taeniolatus (common seadragon)
Lineage: Eukaryota; Metazoa; Chordata; Actinopteri; Syngnathiformes; Syngnathidae
Gene: syap1
Product: synapse associated protein 1
Exons: 9
Coding region: 88-1188 (366 amino acids)
Cellular component (GO): cytoplasm; synapse
Source: RefSeq, a predicted model, not a curated record